This is a messenger RNA of Puccinia graminis f. sp. tritici CRL 75-36-700-3, 1131 nucleotides long. RefSeq lists its product as uncharacterized. The coding region runs from base 1 to 987 and encodes 328 amino acids. The transcript has 3 exons. Lineage: Eukaryota; Fungi; Basidiomycota; Pucciniomycetes; Pucciniales; Pucciniaceae. The record is from RefSeq and is a predicted model, not a curated record.
AUGUUGGAUUUGGAAAACACAGCCAGACUCAAAUCAGAUGUUUGCAAGGCGUUUCGAAGCUUGUCCUCGUUCUGCUGCCCCAGGUCGAUGACCCCAGAAAAUGAUGAUUACGAGCCAACUAUCUCGACCGAUCAAAUCCAUUUCCUGACAUCUCUCCUGAUCGAUAUGCGGACAGCUCUUCUGCCUUCCUUGCGACAGUGUCUGAAUGAUCUGGUGCUAUUACUACACCCGUCCCAUUUCCUGCAAGAUCCGCAAGCAAACCUUCGGGCCACCCAUGAGAUCACAUCACAACUCGCCGACAUCAUGGGAAAAAUUAGAUUCGCCGUCUGUACCGUCACCUUCGCACAACUUGAUGUAUUUGAAUUCGAGGACCAUCUCCACGGGAUUGCAAAAAGCCAUAGAACUCAGCCUCUCCUGCACGAAUUGAAUAUGCUCAUGAGUCACGACCUGCGUGUACUAUUCAGAAAACAUGUUAAGUUUAUUCAAGGCUGGAAAUCUUUGAAGGAAGAAAGGGAUGGCACAUAUUCCAGCCAAAGACGCGACAUGUGCCCAGAAACAAAACUAACAUCCGAUCAUAUCAAUAAAAUCGUCCAAUCGCUCGAGAAAUCCGACUUUGGUCUUAUUCAAGCUAGUUGGCAAGCGGUAGUGAAUUCGUACGACCAUGGCUUCGCAGACUUAAUCGAAUACAUCAUCAAAUCAGGUUCAGUCACUAACUCUUCAAUAGCCCCAACAACCACUCGGGUUGAAACUCCACGCUCACGUCUCAGAUCGCUUCUCCAGGCUGCAAUCCCAUUCUUCAAACUAGGCCGGAUAUAUUUAAACAAACUCUCGAGUAAUCCAAUCAGUAGACCACCAUUCACGAUUCAGAGUCAAAUAAGCUCAACAGAACUCAACUGUCCGUCAUUCUGUACCUCUAGUAUCUACCCACCAACUGCCUCUUCCUCGAUCAAACACUAUGUUCAAGAAUCACUUUUCCUUAGUGAUUGAUCAGUUCCGAUUGGCUGCUCAAAACUUUAGCAUGGCUUUAGAAAGAUCUAGAAACUGAUGUUGUGUACUUGAAUAAACUCAAUCAAGAUCCAUCCAUCCAAGCUGGUCACUUUUCAAAACAAUCAUCAAAACAUUUUCCCCAGA